Trichoderma gamsii is the source of this 1134-nucleotide messenger RNA. RefSeq lists its product as hypothetical. The coding region runs from base 1 to 1134 and encodes 377 amino acids. The record is from RefSeq and is a predicted model, not a curated record. The transcript is spliced from 3 exons. NCBI's taxonomy places the organism in Eukaryota, Fungi, Ascomycota, Sordariomycetes, Hypocreales, Hypocreaceae.
AUGAAUCACCAAAGCAAAUGUAUCCCGAUGGAGAUAUUCGGCCUUAUUGCGGCCGAGAGCUCAGACGAGGUGCUCAAGAAUAUUCGCCUCAGCUGCCGCGCUGGUCGAGAAAUAGCAACCCCAAUGCUGUUCCGAUGCUUCAGCGUUCAAACCAUCAAUCAUCAUACAAUAAAGAGGCUGCAAGAAGUGGCGACGCGUCCGCAAAUCGCUUCUUUGGUCAAGAGGUUCGAAUAUCAACCUCGUAUCCGCAAGAGCUCACAUAAUGAGGCUGAGCGUCGACAGCUGAGGGAACAAAACGACCUCCUCCAUCCGCCAAGUCGUCUCGUUGGAGGCCUCGUUACUGCGCUCAAAUCCUUCACCCAACUGCGCCAUAUUGAACUUCAGUAUCCUCCUUUUGGAAUGCGCACGGGAUACAACAACCGUGGUCUCCGCAUCUUGAUAAGUGUGACUCGGAACAUCUACAGCAACAUAUGCCCUCGAUUGGUUUCGUUCCGCGUUGCGGGUCUUUUACUAAUUGACAUACCUCCAACUCUUCCAUCAGAUGCGGACGAUGGCAUGGGAGCUGCUCUCCCGCUUAUUGAGCGACUCGAUCUGGACUUUCAUCCUGGUGACAUGCCCAGCGGCGAGAUGGUGCGCAUUGAACCCAAUGGUGGAUUACGCCGACUGCUCAGUCUGGUGACAAAUCUCACUUCUCUUCGCGUUGGAUUCCAUUUAUUAGAGAGAAGCAUGAGAUUAUUUGACUGGUCAGCGCUACAAUGUACAACGUUGAACACAUUGGAGUUGGUACAGCUAGAGAUGUCAGGAACGUCUCUGGUGACCAUCAUAAAUCAAAAUGCCCAUUCGAUCCGACAAGUCAUUCUUGAGAGUGUAUAUCUCCUUGACGGCACGUGGGCAGCGAUUUAUGAUGAGAUUGCCAUUACUGAGGGGAUCAACGACAUAUCCGAGAUUCAUGGCAGGAGAUAUGUGGAUGGCCGUGACUCUAUCGACACAGAGCUUGACGCUGCUGGUUAUCGCCGGCUGUUCGCGGUGGUGGAAAAACGGAGAGAGAGCCAAGGUUUACCGUCAAUGAGGUGGCCAAUUUCGCCAGCAGGUUUCGUUUAUCAUCGCGAUUUCUCGUACUUGGAAAGUAGCUGA